AUGGUGGUAGAUGUCGAGAUCAUGGCUGACAGCCUGGAACGUUUUGAGGCCGAAUUGGACUUGGAUGUUACUUUCAACGAGUUUGAUGAAGAAUUAAGUAAUGUAAAAGAGAAUGGUUGUGAACAGAACACAGAAAAAGUAAUUUUAGUCGAAAAAAGAGAAGAAAAUGUCAAGCAAAUUUCAUGCACUCUCGGAGAUGAGAACGGGCCAAGCCAGAGUUUUGACAACGAAAUAAUCGACAGUGCAAGGACUUUAGUCGAUAACGAAGAAGGCGAAGUAUUAAGCUCAAGCGAUGGUGAAGGCGAAGAGAAAAUGGACCUCGAUGAGAAAGCUGACGAAGACCAAAAUUCUUUAACAGGGUCCGAGAUGACGACAACUUUAUCUGAACAUAAAGGCUUAGCAAAAACAGAUGAUUGCACUUUUCUGUCACCAAAUUCUGUUUUCAGAAAUUUUGGCAAAAAGGAAAAUUUAGUGAAGGAUAGUGUGGAUGAAACACUUAAGCGGGAUUAUGAAGCAGACAGUGCAGUUCUUUCUAUGGAGUCUGAUAGCUCUAUGGAUGACCAGUCAUGGAAAAGAAAAAAGCGAGCAAGGUUGGAAGAACAAAGUCACCCGGGAACUGGUGAGGGAGAUAAUAUCAAGACGUCAGGUAAAUUUUUAAAAUGGCAGAAAAGAUGUGUGUGCUUAAUACAUGAGCUUCUUUACAACCUGUGUUGCUAAGAGGACUGGUACCUUUUUAGACUGCUUGCAAUCCGCCUUUUCUCUUAAAAUCCGUCUAGUUCUUAUCUGAUCCAGCAGGAUUGAAAACCACGACGUUAUUAUUACAAUAAGGGAUUGAGACGAGACGAGAAAAGACGGACUGCUGACUCUUAUGUGGUAAACAAACCCUCCGUCAGCCCCAAAAGGGAGUAACCAAUAAGUCCAUUGCACAGCUGUUGACAGAUACUUGACUGGUCUGUGGUGAGAUUGUAAGCAGUAAAAAUAGUCAUGCAUCACAACCAAGUACAAACAAUAGCGAACCAAGCAGUAAUCUCAGUAAUAAAAUUUGUAAGGAUAUCUUAGGGAAGGAAACUGCUGAAAAUUUCCUCAAGGGAAAUGAAUUCAAGGCAAUCUUACCGGAUGUAAAGAAAGUGUAAUUUUUUCAGUUCAUGUUCUAUUUAUAAAUCAUUUCAAGUUACUUGGAUUUAAUUGAUUAAUUUAUUAAAUUACCUUGACAGCUUCGUUGUCCCCAGACAAAACAAAAGAGUCAACAGUCUCUUAUUUUUUCUUCGCGGGCUUAUGCCCUUGUUUCUUGUGGCUCGCAGCUUUGCCACUCGCAUGCUUAGGUUUCACAUGCAGUAACUUUGCAAAGAAAAAUAAGAGACUGCUCGCAGUCUAGUACCUCUUUGUCUCCUCUGCACAUAUCUUUAAGAGAGUAUCAGAAUUGCCUUCAGAUCAAGGGUGUCUAGAAAACACAGACCUUAAAAAUGCAGACUGCAGACAGUAGACCUCGAAAUCGCAGACCUCAAAAACACAGACCUCGUGUCCUGGUGGAAGUUUGAGUCUGAUUAAAGACCACAUUUGUUGAAGACAGUUUACGCGUGGCGCUUUUUUCCCCUUUUUAUGUUUUUCAGUCAUAUGGUUUUCCCAUAAAGUUAAGUAUGGAUUUGUGGUUUUGUCACUAGCUUAAAGUCCAUUGUCUGCAUGAAAUUUAAAAUGCAUAAAUGUGAGCUUCGCUUUUAGCUCUGGCUAAAUUUAUGUACUAUAUUGCAAUAAAGAUAUUUUACAUGUAAUUUUUUUUUCUGCUUAUUAGCACAUGCAUCAUUUCAAGUACUUUUGUCAUUAUUAUCUUGAUCAUUUUGUUAGUAGCAGUUAAAAAAUAUUGCAAGAGAUUAUUUGGAAACUGUGGCAAAAAUCGAUAAUUUAUUGUUUCCAUAAUUUUCUUCAAUAGUCUUCAUAAUAUUUUUGUUUCUACUUUUUGUUUCCUUGUGGAGGGUCCAAGUAUCUGUGUGUCUUUUAUUACAUUUUCUUGCAGAUAAAGAGGUAGUCAAGAAAACUAGGGCUGGGAGGAGAAAACGUAAAAGGGAAAUACGGAGACACCAUAAAGAUGGACAGCAGCCAAAAAAUAGCAGAUCCAACCAUCAGGAUGUUGAAUCAGGAAAUCAAAAGGUGCUCCAGACUCUGAGGGUCACGUCAGAUGAUGCUGAGGAAGUUGUUGCUAGGGAAAUAGCUUACAAGUUAAAUGAAGUAAGAAUUCUCAAAUAACUUAUUAAAAUAUUUUAUCAUUGUAGGGCAUCAGUGUGGCCAAGUAGCCAGUACUUCAACCCAUAAUGAUACGAUAAUAAUAUAAUUUAUGAUGUUGUAACUAUUACUGACCUUGUCUACAUUUAGUGUGCUGUCAGUUUAUGUCAUCUCUCCUCCAUUUGUUGAUGGUGCUGCUAUUUUAUUUAUUUACACCUAAUUGUAACAACAUCGUCAUAGAAAAAUCCUUAAAAAAUAAGAAGAACACUCUAUCACCAUGGUAAACUGAUCCAAGGCAAUCGCUGAAUACCAUUAUUUUUACCCUUUAGAGUAAGGUGAUUCUUAUCCAACGAGUUGUGACAUGUAUUGGCUGUGAAAAGGCAAUAAAGCUCUUCAGGGACACACAGGAGGUGGAGAGACAUGGAGGUAUAUGGACAAAGGAUGGAGAUAGGAGGUAAGGUUUUUUUUUUGUAAUUUAUUAAUUUUUAUUUUCAUUUUACAGAGCACACUUAAUGUAAAAAAGGAAAAACAAACACACAAAUUUACAAACAUACAAAACAAAAAACUAUUUUGUUUUAUUUGUUUGUUCGUUUGUUUUUCCUUUUUACAUUAAGUGUACUCUGGUAAGGUUAAUAUGACAAAUGUUUUACAAUGCAGUAAAUUGAAUAUGUUAUGUGAGCUGAAGGCAGGCCUAGCUUAAAUUCUGCUAGCACUUCUACAGCACUGCUUUAAAUGCAAAUAUAUUUCGUAUAUUCAAGAAGAUCUCCAGUAUGCCUGGCCACCCUCUGUACUCUUCCAUCCCCAAAACGAAAGAAAGUUCAGUGCGCCUCUGAGUUCCUAGCAGUCAACUCCCUAGGGUUAAUACCCAGCAUUUUAAAAAUAGUUUUUUUAAUAGGCUAUUUUUCAAAUAUAGAGUAGCUAUUUAAUGUAAUGUGGAUCUUGAAUGUUAAAUUCAAUGCUUCUACAUGGAAUUUUUUAAGCCUUGGAAUUUUUUUCUGCUGUGUUUAACAUACAUGUAAGUGUUCUUGGUUUUUAGCAUGUAUUUUUACUUAAAAAACAAUAAAGACCUUUUAUUUUAUUUAUUUAUUUAUUUAUUAACAUGACCAAACACAUUCACUGAUAACCAGAUGUAACAAACUACAAAUCAUCAACAGAAAACUGACAGAUUAUCUUUCAUAGGGUUAAAGUAAGGUCUAAGUCACAAUUUAAAUUGUGGCAUUGGUAGAUUUACAUAAUGAGGUGCCAAUGGCAGAGGUUUACAUGGCAAAGGCCACUAAGGAAAAGUUAGAUGAGCUGCAUAAUCAUAAGCUUAUUAAGGCCGUUUACAAGCAAAAUAAUAAUAAAAGAAGUCUACUCCAUAUACCCACCAGUUUGAGUUCAAAGUCAUUCAUACAAGCAUAUAGCGGUAGGUACUGUAAAUGUAUAAAGUGUUUUGCGUUUUCACUUUACAGGCGCACAAGUGGUGGAGUGUUUUUGUCUUUGCUAAAGCACAGAUAUGUUACCAAAGAACAGAGCAAGUGGAUUUUUGCCAUUGAAAACGAGAUCAGUAAAAAGAAAGCGAAAGAAGAACAGCAACGGAUGACAGAAUUUAAAAAGAAAACUGUGUCAGAUUUGAGACUGAAAUUAAAAGAGAGAGACAAAGAGUCGAAGAAUUAAAAACCAAAAGAUACAAAGGAAAAAUUUUGUUUUCGUUUUUGCGUGUCAUUAACAUAGUGUAUGACAGAGCGAGGU
Porites lobata is the source of this 3948-nucleotide messenger RNA. NCBI's taxonomy places the organism in Eukaryota, Metazoa, Cnidaria, Anthozoa, Scleractinia, Poritidae. The record is from the annotation of a GenBank genome assembly.